CACAAUUGGAAUCGUUUAAUCAUAUACAGAGCCUUUUUUGAGGGUUUAAUAAAACUACUUGUUUCUUGAAUAGAAUUUGGCACGGAUGAAAAGGCAUCAUCAUUCACGGCUCAUUUUAACGGUGUACAGCUCGAACCAGAUAACAACAUUCCAACUGAUACGAAAGCAAAAACUCCAAUUAUAUUUCGAAAAAUUCAAGCUAGUACAGGAUCUUCAACUAAGCCACCAGCUGAUCCAUCACAAAUUACUUUCACUUUGAAAGAUGAUCAACAUUCUGCAUCAACUAUAGAAAACACUGCAUUGAAGUUCGCCAAAGAGCAAGCUAUUGUUCAAUCUUGUGUAAACAAACAAUGUGUAUUAUCCAUGAAAGAUCUAACACAAGCUGUUGAAACAUGUGAAAAGCGUUCCAAGCUAUCACAAAUCGACUUCUAUGGUUCAACAGAUAACGAAGAAAUGUUUCAUAUACAAGUAGCUAUCGCUCGGUUAGAAGCAAAGCUGAAGCCUAAUUCUAAUAAUCUUUUGGAAUGUGGAAAUGCAUUUCAUGACUUCUUCAAUCUUCUACAGAAGCCAUGGAGAAAUGAGUAUCUUACCAUUAUUACAUCAGUUCUAAAGCAAAAUAUUGAUGCGACAAUUAGCGCUUCUGAUAAAGCAGUUGAUCUGCCGUACGAAAAACGACUCACUAUGGAAAUUCAUUGGAGAAAUGCAAUUGUAUGCUAUGAACACAUGAAGAACUCUGACGAUCAAGAAACACUUAUUACUCAUUAUCGACAUAUGAUUGAUAAUGGGCAACCUUUUGAAAUUAUCGAUGGUGAUAACUUUCAUUAUCAAUCCAGUUUCCUCGAGAAAGUUAUGAUUCACAUGAAAGGCAAGAAACUCUUCGUUAUGAGUAUUGUAGGGCCUCAGAAUAAAGGCAAAAGUACAUUAUUAAAUUAUAUGUUUGGCACUCUUUUUGAUGUACGAGAUGGACGCUGUACACGUGGUAUGUUCAUUUUGUUUACAUCUCUUUCAUAA
Messenger RNA from Adineta steineri, 1011 nucleotides. The record is from the annotation of a GenBank genome assembly. NCBI's taxonomy places the organism in Eukaryota, Metazoa, Rotifera, Eurotatoria, Adinetida, Adinetidae.